AUGUCAAGAAGAACCAAGACUAUUCUACCUGUAACAGAAGAACUUUUGGUACCCCGAGUAGUAAGUCCAGAGAAAGUGCAAGACCGUUUACAGCAUUAUAAACAUUUACAGAAAAAGGCUUAUGAUAAGAAGUCACAAAAUUUACUAGCGUUAAAGAAAGGUGAUGUG
This is a messenger RNA of Paramuricea clavata, 168 nucleotides long. Lineage: Eukaryota; Metazoa; Cnidaria; Anthozoa; Malacalcyonacea; Plexauridae. The record is from the annotation of a GenBank genome assembly.